ACCAUCAGCGGCGAGUGGGGGCCCGUUGGUAUGAUGGUCCGCAUGCUGUGCCUGGGGUUCUCUAAGCGAAUCUGGGAUUUCGAGGGUGCUUCGAGGUUGGAUGAUAUCGCGUGGCAAAGCUUUGUCAAAUCUUGUUUCCGGAGAAUCGGCGGUAAAGUGCAUCGGGACAGGCGAUUCCCAAGUUGUAUCUUCGACUCUUGCAUUCAAAUCAAGAGACUCCGGGAAAGCGGAAGCGGCGGUAAUCGAUUGAAGAGAGUUCAUGCAGCUAGCGAGGACGACGACGACUAGAGGAUGGGAAUGCAUGGUUACUCGAGUGCAAUUUGUUGCUCUGAGCGGAGUGCCAGUGUAUAUGUAUAAUAAUUGAUACAGUGGACGAGUCUUG
Mycena citricolor is the source of this 382-nucleotide messenger RNA. The record is from the annotation of a GenBank genome assembly. Lineage: Eukaryota; Fungi; Basidiomycota; Agaricomycetes; Agaricales; Mycenaceae.